Messenger RNA from Protopolystoma xenopodis, 453 nucleotides. The record is from the annotation of a GenBank genome assembly. Lineage: Eukaryota; Metazoa; Platyhelminthes; Monogenea; Polystomatidea; Polystomatidae.
AUGCCGUACCUCUCUCUCUCUCUCUCUCCUUCUCUCUCUUCGUGCCUCCAGAAUCAGGCCUGGCAAACACAAGAAGCUCUGGUAGAUUUGGGCGAAAAAAUAUCACCCCAUUUGCAGUGUCGUGACUGGGGUGUCUUGCUUCAUGGUUGGGCUCAUCCGUUCAUCAGCCGCGAGACAAGAAGUAAUCACUCGGGGGCAGAGGUAACUGGGCCAGUCGACGGCCGGUUGGAUUAUGGGCGAAAGGAUUGGAGAAAAGGGAAGCAACGGCCAAGUCAGCGUUCGAGCAGAAGGCUCGAGGUUGUUCGGCAAGUCCACCAGGUAGAUUUUGAAGCCUACAAAGUCGGCAAAAUGUUUUGUUUUGUCAUAAUCGCUCUUAAGAUCCGGAUGCUCUUUUGGUCGCAUCGAGGGCGAUUAGAGGCAACGAAGUCAGCCUUUGUUAAACCGUUCACGUGA